AUGAUCUAUGAUCAAGCCUUAUUGCUCAGGUGCGAUGAGCGUAGCACAGCAUUGCCUGAUUCUGCCAAGGGAAAUGGUAGAGGCAUAUCCGACAACAUCCUCGACAACAUAUUCGACACGCCGUUGCCGCCAUCGAACCCGGCUCUAAAUCUUGCGCUCGCUGGUCACCAGCUGAAGGAUGAGAUCAUGGAACGAGCUAAGGCCAUGAGCGUACCAUUCACUGGCGAAUUCAAAAAGCUUGCUGGCGUAUUCACCAGUGAGUUUACAUGGACGCAUCCAAUGCCUCUUGCAUUGCCGAAGCAGGAACAGUCACCAACCCAAUGCGUGGACAUUAACUUCCUGGUUCGACAUGUGACCGACGGUGCGAUAAUCUUGGAACCCAUAUGCAAGCUCCUUGUUAAUAUAAUUAGCAACGGUAGCGCUCGCAAGAUCUGCUGGAAUGAUAUACUCGAUCGCAAGCUUGAUAGGAUCGCUCUACCUGUCUACGCCAUCCGAGAAGCACGCAUCAACAUCACCACUAAUCUAUCUCCGCACGACAUCGCGCCUGGGCAAGGCUCUGAGACUGCCGCAAUCUCUCAGCAAGUUGCAGAUAGCCUCAUAUGGUGUGCCUUGAACGACUACUUCAAUGACUACUGCACCUUGUUCGAUAUUUACAGCUACGUGGUAUCGCACGUAGGAAGUUUGGUCGUCUCCAUAGAUGGCCAGAAUUAUCGGGAUAUCGAUCUCGCUGCUGAGCUAUUGGCUCCGAACUCAAGCGUAGGUCCAGGUCCAGCACAUUCGGGCUAUUCAGUGUUGAUCAAAGCGGUCCUUCAAGAGACUAGGCGACGGCAAGGUCUCGAUGGUCCCAGCAUUGAUGUUGCUCAAGGGCCGUUCACAGUUCCUAGGCCGAAUUACGUUGAUUUUGGGUCUCGGACAUACAGUACGCAAGCAAAGUUCAUCCGGCGGGCCCGUGAGCUCGGCUUUGUCGUACACUACGAGUGA
Molecule: messenger RNA, 981 nt
Organism: Didymosphaeria variabile
Lineage: Eukaryota; Fungi; Ascomycota; Dothideomycetes; Pleosporales; Didymosphaeriaceae
Exons: 1
Coding region: 1-981 (326 amino acids)
Source: RefSeq, a predicted model, not a curated record